Molecule: messenger RNA, 2986 nt
Organism: Lytechinus pictus (painted urchin)
Lineage: Eukaryota; Metazoa; Echinodermata; Echinoidea; Temnopleuroida; Toxopneustidae
Product: microsomal glutathione S-transferase 1-like
Exons: 3
Coding region: 434-892 (152 amino acids)
Cellular component (GO): membrane
Source: RefSeq, a predicted model, not a curated record
GACUACGAGUACAUACUGAAAGGUGAAGGUCAACCAACUAUUGAAUUGACAAUGCAGGGUUGCUCCAAUAUCCCAGGUAAAACUUAAACAUUGUAUUCCCAGCUCUUCAGCUUGAGGAAAAGUCAGACUUUGACCCCCUUGAUACCAAUUCAAAGAUCAUAUAUUUCAAUUGGUGUAUUGUAUGUCCUCAAAAGCUUAUUCUGGAAAGGAAUUCAGCUUAUAUGUGUUAAUUGUAUGAAGUUCAGAUUUACUGUGACUGUUGAAACCCAUACGAGGUUGAUACUCAAGGCUGUCACAGUACAGUUUUCACUAGUGUUAGAGGAUCUGUUGUUGUUAAACCUGAAAAUUUUCUUAAUAGUUCAACAAAUGAGAGCUGUAAGCACAAGUAUCAGAAACUUCAUUCAAGAGAAAAGAUAAUUAGAUUUAUUUCAUCAUGUCUGCGGGAUUUGACCCAAGUGAAGAGUUGACACUCUUUGCUACCUAUGCUACCAUCGUAUUACUCAAGAUGCUCCUGAUGGCGCCAAUGACGGCUUACCAUAGAAUAACCAAAAAUGUGUUUGCCAAUCCUGAGGAUGCGACUGGCCACAGUCAGAAAGACAAGAAAGUAAUCUUUAAUGAUCCUGAUGUUGAAAGAGUCCGAAGAUGCCAUUUGAACGACCUUGAGAACAUAGUACCCUUCUUUGGCCUUGGUCUCCUGUAUGCUCUAGUAUCCGGGGCUUCAUUGACAGUCAUCACCUGGCAUUACCGUGUGUUCGUCAUUUCUCGUAUUCUCCACACCGUGGCUUACAUCGGUGCACUGCCCCAGCCGAGUCGUGGCCUCUGCUUUUUGACUGGUUUGCUAGUCAAUGUUUCAAUGGCAGUACAGAUACUGAGAAAUGCCGCCCAGUUUUAAUCCGGAACAUCCGAUGUUUGCCUUCUUUUCCUAUUUCCUUCUGUAAAACAGUGUAUUCAAACCACUAAUAAAGAGUGACCCUGUAUAAAUGAGUCAUCAAUAGAACUCUUGAAAUUGAAAUGCUUCAUAUCAUUUUUUUGGGGGGGUAAUUCUCAAUUCAUCCUGAUUUUAUAUAGAUGGGAUAGUUAUUAAGCUAUUAUAUACUCCUUUGUACUUAAAAUAUACUAUUCUGUUUAUAUGUCAAGCAAAGUCACAAUGUUGAUAUAGUCUACAAUGAUCGGGAAGUGACAUGAGGCAAAAAUUUUGAGUGCACAACACUGCAUAUGGGGAAAUUUACAAAAGUUUUAAAAAAUGAAUUUUGUAAUAUAUUUUGACCUAGUAAUUGAAAAAUAGUAAGAUUUUUCAACAUGUUCCUCUCCUUUUCAACUGAAGUUUGGUCUUUCUUUGUUGAGAGACAGUGCCCCCAUCAUCCCCAAGGAAUAGAUGUAUUUAUACAUUUAUCUCUUAACUGCUAAUUAAUUGCCUGGUUGUAUUAUUUUGGUGGUCUUGAUUUAUUUAUCGUUUCAUUUCUUUUUAAUAAUAAUAAUAAUACGAAUUUGCUUGUAUAGCACAUAUCACUGUCCAUUGGUGUCUCUAUGCGCUUAAUAAGAAAAUAUACAAAGCAAGUGAGGAUAUAAGCUAUUAUCAUGUAGACUGUCUCAAUCAUAAAACCGCUUAAACAAAUAAGUUUUGAGGCAACUUUUGCCAUGCAGAGCAUGUAGAUGGAAGAAGGGAUCGUAUUCCAAAGUUUUGGGGCAGCAUGACAAAAUGAUCUCUCCCCAUAGAACUUGGUCUGAACAACUGGACACUCAAGCAGAUAACUCUGUUAAGAUCUUUAUGUGAAGGGACAUAUCUUAUUAAGUUCGCACUGAGAUAUUCAGGGGCCAAGGAAUAAAGAAAUUGAUAGGAAUGAAUUAACUUGUAAUGAAUGCAUUUUAUUACAUUUGCCUGCUUGAUUGUUUUCUUGAACUGUUUCAAUGUCUUUUUUUAUUAUUAUUAUGCAUUCAUCCAUUAUUCAUCAAUUGUAAUAUUGAUAAUGCUCAUUUUCUUAAUCCUUUAACCUUCAAACAUGUACAAUAAAAUCUUUAUAAUUUAACUGAAACUUAAAAUAUCAAUAAAUCAAAAUAAGACCUCAUAAAUGACUGUCUACUGUAUUAAUUUUUCAUGGUUACAAAACAAAUAGGGAAUUUGAAUAAAAAUUAUAUCAAAAUCUAUUUUUUUUUGUCUGAUAAAUAGAAAGAUACUGAUGUUGAAGUGGAAUCCGAUCCAAAUAGAAAGGAAUUUCAAAUCAGGCAAAGAAUAAGAAAGUUAAAGAUUUUGAAAAGUUGUUUAGCUGUGGUCAAUAUUCUACGAGAAUUUCAAAUUGGUCACAUAGGGACAAAGGUCAUUUCACUCGUCUAAUGCACAAUAUAAUGUCAUUUAAAAAAUAACUGUUAUUCUGUGUGAUAAUUUCUUUAUGAUGACAAAUACUUGCAUUUCAUUAUUGCCCCAGGGGGGAAAUUGGAAGAGAAAAACAAUGAUUCCUAAAAAUUUUGAACAUGAAAAAGAAAAGUAAUCUCUAUAACUUGUCAGUCUAUUUAUCAAAAUGCCAAGUUGAAAUUAACUUAGUCUAAGGAGGUGUUGCAAUAUAUGUGAUCAAUUGAAAAUUUCAGUUGCAAUUUACAAGUGAUAGAUCAAUUUCAACUAAAUCAAAUCAAUUUUCACUUGUUGAUACAAGAAACAGACAGAGAUCAAUUGCAAAUUUUCAAUUGAUCUCAAGACUUAUGAUUGAUUUUGGAACCUAAAAUCAACUUUAAUAAGUUUCUUGCAACACCCCAUUAGUAGUUAUAUCAGGGUUUUUUUUUCAUAUUCCUUGUCUUAUUUCUUUCUAACUUUAAACACUGUUAUUUUUAUGGUUUCACAUAAAUAAUUUCAUUACUAAAGCUUUGAUUCCACUUUUAUAAGUCUAGUGACCUCCAAUUGUAUGGAGAAUUCCAUGGAAUAAAGGAUUUUUUUUGUUAAAGGCUUACAUUAUAAACUUCAAUAAGAAUGCUUGAUAUACACUGGUUUUAUUUC